Anopheles coustani is the source of this 7983-nucleotide messenger RNA. It is a transcript of the gene Hel89B, whose product is annotated as TATA-binding protein-associated factor 172. The coding region runs from base 1081 to 7200 and encodes 2039 amino acids. Gene Ontology annotation, molecular function: DNA binding; ATP binding; ATP hydrolysis activity. NCBI's taxonomy places the organism in Eukaryota, Metazoa, Arthropoda, Insecta, Diptera, Culicidae. The transcript has 6 exons. The record is from RefSeq and is a predicted model, not a curated record.
GUUCCGCGCGCAGUGAACCGGGUGUGAAAGUGUUUCGGUGUUGUUUUUUGGUCAAGUUGCAGCUCCUCUUCCUCCCCAAGUGCCCCAUACUGCUGCCACCAGCGCCGACGCGGCCGUCUGCUCCGGAGUUACUACCCUGCCCCUUCCUGCCCGCGCCGCUGUCUCUCUCGUCCAGCCAUUAUCUCAACCGACCGCCGGACUGAAGUGGUGCUGCGCGCGUAUGCUAGAGUGAAAGCGCUAGCGAGCGACCGCGUGUGAAGCGUGCGAUGAAGUGAGAGGGUCCGGGUGGCAGCAGCUGGUUGCGUAGUGCUGAAUUUUUCGACCCCGUCGUUCCGUUCGUAUUUUUUGGAAGGGAAGGGGAAUACCGCGUCGCCUGCUUUUGACAAUCCGGGAAAGCACACGCCACCACGGCCACGGAGCUGCUCCUCGAGCCGUGAAGAUAAGACGGCUUCUAGUCAGAAUCAAAUACGUUGCCGUUCAUUACAUCGUGGUGUCAAGUGUCCACGAGCGAAGGCGCAGGCGGUUUUUCUAGCAGGAAAUACUGCUUCCGCUGGUGGCGUAAAAAAGCAGCAGCUGUAGCAGCAGUAGCCGCAGACACAAGCGCAUUACAAUCUGCAGCGCGGCGUACGUGCGUGCGUGUGCAAGAGUGUGUGACGUCGUCGGUUUUGGAAGUGUGUUUGGAAUGUGCAGCUGCACCAACGUUCCGAGCGGCGGAAGUGGUAGCGGUGGUAGCAAAAUGAAAAAUCCCAACGGUCCGUGAAAAUGCAGCACCUUUUCCGCCGAGUGCAGCUCCGGUGUAGAACAGCCGAUUCGAGCGCUGAGUGUUGAGUGUUGGAAAGAGGCUAGAGGAAGUGGAAGUGGCGGACAGAAAGGUUCUAUGUGGAUGGUGAAUACUACAUGAACGCGCGAUUGAAAGGGAAAGCUUCUCGGUGGUAUAUAGAGUGGACUCUCCAGCGUUACCGUCCUUUCCCAGGUUUGUUGGGUUGAAAGUGCCUGAACCGCCCCAAGUGCAUGUGUUGCCUUUGGACAGUAAAGGGGCUUAGGAUAGAAGACGACUAAGAAGUAGCAUUUACGUUAAAAAUGACUUCACGACUGGACCGUUUGUUUAUUCUGCUCGAGUCAGGGUCGGCCGCGGUGACGCGCAAAGCGGCAGCCAAACAGAUCGGUGAAGUGCAGAAGCUUCACCCGCACGAGCUGCACAAUCUGCUGAGCCGUCUGCAGACGUACCUUCACAGCAACAGCUGGGACACACGGAUCGCGGCGUCACAGGCCGUGCAGGCGAUUCUUGAAAACGUACCCCAAUGGGACCCGAAGGGGUGCAGCAGCGGCGGCGUGAAGAUAGAAAAAGAGGAACCCGCCGAGGAAGAGGACUCGAACGAGGGUAAAGUGAACGAUUCUCCCGGCAAGGGCAGCCGAAACGGCCACAACCAUCGGCUGUCGUUUGACAGUUUCGACCUGAAUGCAGUCCUCUUCAAAGGUGCCCGCCUAAUGGGCUCAGAGGGUACGGAGUUUGAUCCACUGGACGAGAAUGAGGUGGUGGAUUUGCGGGAAAAGUUGGCCCGCCAGCGUGCGCUGCUUAACGAGAAGCUUGGCCUGAGCAGCGGCAUCAACGUGGACGACAUUGUGACGCUGGAUGAUGUGCGAAAUAAUGGAAGUGGUCUACCGGGAGGGGGCAGAGAUCAGCACCAGAUGGGGGCGGGUGGUGAGAAGCUGCUACCCGUGCAGGAAAUCCUGAAGCUUAACCGGCUCGAUUCUUCCGAGGGGCUUAGCUGUCGGGAGAAGAACCGUGCCCGACGGAAAGCUCGUCAACAGCAGCAAGCAUUUGCGAAUCCCAUCGCUUCCGUGAUUGGAGCGGGUUCGGGCAAUAAUACCGCCGCAACCCCCGGAGCGGGUGGUAAUGGUGCUUCCGGUGGCUCAAAUGGUUCCGGAGGGGCCUGCGGACAAGAUGGCGAACCUGAACGAAAGCGAGUCAAAACGGAGAAAGGAGAACCACUCGUGGGCCAAGGAGGAACGGUACCUUCGAGUGGUGCAGGUUCCGUCGGAGGUGGUGGUUGCACGGGAGAAGCUGUCCCCGACCUUACCGGAGCUUGGGUUGAUGCCAUCGAUUGGCCACUGGAGUCGUUCUGUUCGAAGCUCUACCUGGAUCUCUUCAGUCCUCGCUGGGAAACGCGUCACGGUUCGGCGACGGCGCUUCGGGAGCUGCUCAAAUCGCACGCGGACGGUGCCGGGAAGAGUGUGUACAUGACGAAGGCGGAAAUGGACAGUCAGCAUCAACUGUGGCUGGAAGAUGCCACCCUGCGCUUGCUGUGCGUGCUGGCGCUGGAUCGUUUCGGUGACUUUGUAUCCGACCAGGUCGUGGCACCCGUGCGUGAAACCUGCGCGCAAGUGCUGGGCACCGUUCUGCGGCAACUCCCACUGGCAAAGGUGCACCAGACGGUCAACAUCCUGCUAACGUUUGUGAAGCAAAAGGAAUGGGAAGUACGCCACGGUGGGUUGCUCGGCAUAAAGUACAUGCUGGUGGUUCGGGAGGAUCUCGUUCAAACGUUCCUACCCGUCAUCAUAAACGACGUGCUGACGGGAUUGUUCGACGCCGUGGACGACGUUGGUGCUGUUGCGGCCUCGACCCUCAUUCCCAUCGCUUCGUGGUUGCCGAAGCUGCUCAGUCGGGCACAGGUGUCCCACAUCGUCAAGCUUCUGUGGGAUUUGCUGCUCGACCAGGACGAACUGGCAUCGGCUUGCAACAGUUUCAUGGGACUAUUGGCGUCGAUCUUGAGUCUACCAUCCGCCUCGAGCUGGAUACAGAUGGAACCGAUGUCGAUCCUCGUCCCCCGGCUGUGGCCAUUCCUAAGUCACUGCAGUUCAUCCGUACGUCGCUCAACGCUGCAAACACUUAAAACCCUCACAAACAACACCAUCGCCAGGGAGGGAGGUUCCUCAAACAAUGGUACGACCAUUGCAAACGGGAAACCCCCAGACGAAGACAAGUCAGCAAUCGAAUCCAAAGAAAACUCCGGCGUUCUCAAAGUGCCCGACUCGGAAGACUCGAAGCUGGUGCUAAACUUUGGCGUUAAAGAUUGGCCACCGCCGCUGCUGCAGGAAGCCCUGCGACACAUCUUCCAGCGCGUGCUAGUCGAGCACGUGGAGGACAUCCAAUCGCUCGCCGAGGACGUGUGGAACAAUCUGGUGAUCAAUGCGGAGUUGUCGGCCCUGCUGCACGCCUCCUGUCCGUACGUGUCCAGCUGGUUGUGUCUGGCGAUGCAACCGGUCCGGCUGGCGUUCGAUCCGGGUUUGCUUAUCUACGCGAAACCGAUUCAAAGCGGAAACCGCGAACGACGCCGUCAGUUCGAUUCGUUCGACGCGGGUGGUGGCCACGGUGGUGGUGGUGGGUGCGGCAAUAUGCAUGGCGGAUCGAUGCUACAUCAGAAGCUUUUCCUGGGUGGAGCAGAAACCGUUCCGUUGGAUGUACGCGAAAAGAAUGUGGUGCGAGCGCGUUGCAAAGCGUCCCGGAUGAUAGGGCUGCUGUCGCGCUACCUUGUCCUGCCGGCACCGGGCGUGACGUACACGCCCGAGAUGGAGAGCCCCAUCGAUUGCUAUACCAAAGUGCUGAUCGGAUACCUUCAGUCCCGGUCGGCCUUGCAGCGUCUGAUCAGCAGUCUCGUGAUCGCAUACUGGUGUUCAUUCGACAGCACGAUCCAACCGGGUCCUCCCGUGCUUCAGGAACGGCUACGCGCGUGUCUCAACGAGUACGUGUACUACGAUGAGGUGGCGAUACUUUUCACCCGCCUCCUGCAAGAAUGCCGGGACUAUUUGGCCACCCUCAAGCAGCACAAGGUCCCGCUGGUCGAGUACGAUCAGCUGAAGGUGCUGACGCUCGAUCAAAUCUACCAAAUUUCGACCGCGGCCGGAUGGGCGGGCGAUGAGGCACGCACGAAGCACUGCCUCAAGACGAAGGUCGCCGAAAUGCUCGAAGAACGCCGGCGCAGCCUACUCGGAUCGCACUCCGCCACAGCGCUCGAGCAAACGACGCUUCACAUCAGCACGCAGUCGUCGGUUUCCGGGGCCGUCGUGAGUCUCCACUGUCUGCCGGACCGGCUUAAUCCCGUCGUGAAGCCACUGAUGGAGUCGAUCAAGCGCGAAGAGUGUGAGCUGCUGCAGAAACUGUCGGCAAAGUAUCUGAGCGACCUGUUGGAUCAGGUGACCACACGCACACCCUGCCCGAACAGCAAGAUUGUGACCAAUCUGUGCACGCUGCUCAAAAGCGAUCCCGAGUUUACGCCGAAAGUGAUCUGCCCGGAUCAGGAGCUGGCACACUUUGACCCUGUGAACACGGGCGAUUCCAACCCUUACCACGGCAUUCUGACGCUUAUCAAGCAACAGCAGCGAAGUAAAGAGAACGGUGGAAACUCGGGCAAUGGUCCGGGACAAUCCGGGGGUGGAUCCACCCGAGGGCCCGGAAGACCGGCAGCAGCAGCAGCAGCAACAAAUCCGAAUGUUGCACUCGAUCUUUCGUGUUCCUCCUCUUCGUCGGCUUCCGCAAGCGCUGCUGCUGGAGCCAUCGCCGAAGAGUGUCUCGGGGCGGGGGAAAGCGAGGAAACCAGUCGAAAGCAUGCCCGAACGCAACGACUCGGUGCCACCGCGGCCAUCACAACCAUCUGUGCACAGUUCAAGGCGUCCCUUCCGCAGCGGCUACCCAUCCUCUGGCAGCUGCUUCUGGACAAGCUGCAAACGCGGGUCGACGAAGCGUACGUCGAUCGAUUGGCGUUGGAUGUGAUCGCGCAAGACGAUACGAACGACUUUAUGACGUCGCUGCAGCUGCUGGAAGUGGCCGCACCCUUUCUGGACGCUUCGCUUCAUGGCGAGCUGUUUAAACUGCUCCCCAAACUGUGCCUCCUGUUGCGCCAUCCACUGAAAGCCGUACGGCAUAUGGUGGGCCGCUGUCUGGGAACGCUAGCGUCCGUUGAUGCGGCCACCGUCAUGACGAUGGUAAUCAACGACGUGGUCCCGCUGCUGUCCUGCAUCGAAAGCGUCAUCAAGCGCCAGGGAUCCGCCGAAGCGAUUGCUUGCAUCGUGAAUCGGUUGCAGUUUGAAAUCGUCCCGUACGUGGUGCUGCUCGUUGUGCCCCUCCUCGGGCGGAUGAGUGAUCCCGAUCAGUCCGUUCGGUUGGUAUCGACACACUGCUUCGCCACGCUCAUCCAACUGAUGCCGCUCGAUGGGUUGGUGACGGACGGGGCCACACGAAACCUAUCGGAGGAUCUGAAGAUGCGCAAGAUGAAGGACAGACGCUUCCUGGAGUACCUCUUCACGCCGAAAACGAUCCCGGACUUUGAGAUCCCGGUUAAAAUCAAUGCGGACUUGCGGAGCUACCAGCAGUCCGGCGUCAACUGGUUGUGGUUCCUUAACCGCUACAAACUCCACGGGAUCCUGUGCGACGACAUGGGACUCGGGAAGACGCUGCAGGCCAUCUGCAUCCUCGCCGCGGACCACCACCAGCGCAGUCUCGAUCUUUCGUGCGCACAGCUGCCCAGUUUGGUCAUCUGCCCGCCAACCCUCACCGGCCAUUGGGUGUACGAGGUGGAGAAGUUCCUACCGACGCGCUUCCUGCGUCCCCUGCACUACGUUGGACUGCCCGUGAACCGCGAGCAGUUGCGCCUGAAGCUAGGCACCUACAACUUGAUCGUGGCGUCGUACGAUAUCGUGCGGAAGGAUAUCGAGUUCUUCAGCUCCGUCCACUGGAACUACUGCAUCCUGGACGAGGGGCACAUCAUCAAGAAUGGCAAAACGAAAAGCUCCAAGGCGAUCAAGCAACUGGUUGCCAACCAUCGGUUGAUCCUCUCCGGAACGCCCAUCCAGAACAACGUCCUCGAGCUGUGGUCCCUGUUCGAUUUCCUGAUGCCCGGCUUCCUCGGGACCGAGAAGCAGUUUAGCAUGCGCUUCAGUCGUCCCAUUCUCGCAAGCCGCGAUCCAAAGAGCUCACCGAAAGAACAGGAAGCCGGCGCGCUGGCGAUGGAGGCGCUGCAUCGGCAGGUGCUUCCGUUCCUGUUGCGGCGCGUCAAAGAGGACGUACUGACUGACCUUCCGCCAAAGAUUACACAGGAUCUCCUGUGCGAGCUGAGUCCGCUGCAGGAGCGCCUGUACGAGGACUUUAGCCGGAUGCAUCUCAACUCGUCCGACAUCCGCGAGUGCCUAGAGAACAUCGAUGGCCAGAUGGGACCGGCCAACAAAAAGACGCACGUUUUUCAGGCUUUACGAUAUCUACAGAAUGUGUGUAAUCAUCCAAAGCUGGUCCUCUCACCGUCCCACCCAGAGUAUCAGAUGAUCGUGGGUGAGUUCACACGCAACGGAUCCUCGAUGGAUGACAUUGAACAUUCGGCAAAGCUUCCCGUUUUGAAGCAACUGUUGUUGGACUGCGGGAUCGGCACCAACGAGGACGUCUCGGUCAACCAGCACCGGGCACUGAUAUUCUGCCAGCUCAAGGCAAUGCUGGAUAUCGUCGAAAAUGAUCUCCUGAAGAAGCACCUACCGGCCGUGUCGUAUCUGCGCUUGGACGGCAGCGUUCCGCCGAGUACCAGACAUCACAUCGUUACCAAAUUCAACGGAGAUCCCAGCAUCGACGUGCUGCUGCUUACGACACAGGUUGGUGGGCUCGGUCUCAAUCUCACCGGUGCCGAUACGGUCAUUUUCGUCGAGCACGACUGGAACCCGAUGAAGGACCUGCAGGCGAUGGACCGGGCGCACCGAAUCGGCCAGAAGAAGGUGGUCAACGUGUACCGGCUAAUCACGCGCAAAUCGCUCGAGGAGAAGAUUAUGGGCCUGCAGAAGUUCAAGCUGCUGACGGCCAACACGGUGGUGAGCGAUGACAACGCCUCGAUGGACACGAUGGGCACGGAUCAGCUGUUGGAUCUGUUUACGCUAGCCGAUGAUACCGGGAAGCUCUGCGUGGGUGACCAGCAGAGUGGUGGUCCUGCUGCGGGCGUGACUACAUCGGCGAGACGUGGACGGAGUGGUGGACUGCAGCGUUCGAACUCAUUGACACCCUCGAGUGCCGCCAGCAGUGCGUCCACCAUCGAAGCCAACGGAAACGGUGGUGGGGUGGCCAUCAAGACGGUCCUCGAGAGUCUGCCCGAGCUGUGGGACGACAACCAGUACCACGAGGAGUACGAUUUGUCACAGUUCCUUGAGGGCUUGAAGAAGAAAUCCUAGAGAUGAGGAUAGGGAGAUGUUUUAAGUUCGAUUGUAAUUCGUCGCAGCACAAUUGUGAAUGUGCGUUAAAUGUGUGUAUCUGGUCAUUGUAGACAGAGUGUGGUGGGACUAAAAACGGUGAGAACGGCCUUCUUGUGCUGACUGACGCAACCGCAGAACCCGGGCCUUCCUAUUACGUGCACCGUUAGUCAAUCCGAACACAAAUGGACUUUUUAUUUUAAAUUGUACGAAUUCUUCAUACCCGAUGGCCCGAUCGUCGUGUCAGGUCCAGUGUUUGUAGGGUGCCUUUGGUCAUUAUACCAUUCAUAGAUAGAAGAAGCAGAGGAACCGUUGCGAAAGGGCUAAUAAUUUUGUUCUUAGUAAUGUCCGCAUCGUCUUUGAGGAAAUGCACACGCGUUUCGGUAGUCGCGUAUUUAGUUUUGUGUGCUAGUGUGUGAGAGUGUGUAGCUGUGUGCUUCUAUCACAACACAGUUUUCUUUUAAUGCCAUUUCUAUCUUAACUUAUUUCAACAAGCUUCUUUUAAAUCAUUUUUCGGUGUGUAGAGUGUGUAGUUUUACUUUCAAUUUGUGUGAAGAAACAAGGAAAAAAAAACCUAGAGAAAAUGCGAGUGAAGAUAACUUUAUUACUGUGUUUAAAAUGAGGAAAACCCUUUUAUCCGCACUCGACGAACACACGUGUUGCCACUGCAUGUCAUAAGUAAACUAUGUCCCCCUUGUCAUGGGAAGAACUGGAAUUGUAUUUAACUUGUAGAAUAAAGAAUUUAUUUCACACAGAAAUAUGUAA